Molecule: messenger RNA, 1493 nt
Organism: Bolinopsis microptera
Lineage: Eukaryota; Metazoa; Ctenophora; Tentaculata; Lobata; Bolinopsidae
Exons: 12
Coding region: 127-1092 (321 amino acids)
Molecular function (GO): lipid binding
Source: RefSeq, a predicted model, not a curated record
CUCUCGACUGUAGGCCUCUCGCGCCAAAACUCAGGAGAUAGCAGAAAUUCUGACUCCAGCAGAAACCUAAUCAGAUUACCUUCUACUACUUCACUCGGUUCAAUCGGUUGUGGCAGAUGGACGGGAAUGGAAAGACGUGACUCUUUUUCUUCAGCUCGAUCAGUUGUUACCUCUACCAACAACAGCUCACCUCCGCUCUCCAUGAAAUCAUUCUCUGAACCUUAUCUUCUCGACGAUCCGUUAGUGGUGUUUUAUGUUGACAGUAGUGAGGAUGAACAGAGUGCUCGGGGUUCUCAGGAGUCGCUAAUGCAAAGUAUAAUCAUACAAGGAGAACAGAUUCCCCAGAGUCUGGUUGGAAAACUCGCUUUCUCCACUCGACAGAACAGUGUCAUGUCCAACAUGAGCGAUACUUCAAGUGUUACUUCGAAUCUUGAGCAACAAUACGAAUCUAAAGCUAAGAAAUCUUCCGGAGAGUUAUAUAAAGACUAUGUUGGGAUAAUAGAAAGCGUCAGAUUCUCUUCACUCAGCCACUCAACUUUACCCUGGAAGGUUAUCGAUCAAAAGAGAGGAGUGUGGAUUUUGGAAAACACUGAUUCUGAUAAAUUACAUAUCUGCGGUGUAACAAGAGUAAAUGCUGACUGUGAUACCCUGGUGGACUACCUGAACAAUCUGAACAACAAAAUUGAGUACGACAAGUUCCUCCAUAAAGCCAUGGUGGUCGAAGAAAUCAACGAGAAUCUACAGAUAUUGUAUAUGCAGUUCAAGACAAAACACUGUCUAAUGGUACAGUAUGAAAGAGACGCCUGUGUUUUUCAAUAUGUCUGCAGAAAGGACAAAAAAGCCAUGUUGGUCACUGGGAGCAUUACUCAUCCGAACUGUCCUCCUGAUAAAGAUAUUACCAGGUUGUCAGUGGAUGUGAGCGGCUUCAUCGUAGAGUCUUUACCUGACGAUCCAACUCAAUGUAGUCUUGUUUUCGUUUCCAAGGUCAGCAUGGGUCCUGGUUACUUCCCUCACUCUCUCCUCUGGCUGGUUAAGAGAAGACAACCCCUACUUUUAGCUCGAAUUGCUGCUCACUUUAAAACUAAAAAAUGAGGGAAACUGACGUCAUGUAUCUGUAACGCAGUUCAAACACAAGGAUUCGUUUUUAUACGAGGGCUAUAAGGCCUGGAACUGUUAAUGAUGAUGUGAUGAAAAUUUAUCGGAAUACUUACGAUUCUAUUUCAUCACACAUUUAUGUGUUUGUGAACAGUUUAUUAAAAAACAGUUUAUUAAAUAAACUGGAUUAAGGAGGAUUUACUUGGCCGAGGGUUACAAAACCCCGAGAUUUAUUAGCAGUUUAAAUUUUACUGCUUUAUUAAAGUCAGCACAGUAUAGUGAGAUUUUAUAAUUGAUUUGGCACAAUAUUGUUAGGUUUUAAUGGAUGAUCAUCCCCAAAUUACUUUUUUUCUUAAAAUAAUGGUUGUAAAAGUAAAACAUAAAGUUUUGUACAAUGU